Molecule: messenger RNA, 1189 nt
Organism: Leptosomus discolor (cuckoo roller)
Lineage: Eukaryota; Metazoa; Chordata; Aves; Leptosomiformes; Leptosomidae
Source: RefSeq, a predicted model, not a curated record
GAUUACUUACUGUCAUCUACCUUUCCAGAGCAAAUGGCUUUAUGUUGGAACAGAGAGAGGAAAUACACACAUUGUAAAUAUUGAGUCCUUCAUUCUUUCUGGAUAUGUUAUCAUGUGGAAUAAGGCAAUAGAACUAUCCACAAAGACUCACCCUGGGCCAGUUGUACAUUUAAGUGACAGCCCAAGAGAUGAGGGAAAACUAUUGAUAGGCUAUGAAAAUGGGACCGUAGUAUUCUGGGACUUACGAUCUAAAAGAGCUGAUCUGAGAGCUUAUUAUGAUGAGGCUAUUCAUUCCGUUGCUUGGCAUCAUGAAGGGAAGCAGUUCAUGUGCAGUCACUCUGAUGGCAGCUUGACCCUAUGGAAUCUGAAAAGUCCUAACAGACCAUUCCAGACCACAAUUCCACACGGAAAAACUCAGAGAGAUGGAAAAAAACCUGAAUCCUGUAAACCAAUUCUUAAAGUAGAAUACAAGACCUGUAAAAACAGUGAACCAUUUGUGAUAUUUUCUGGUGGGUUGUCAUAUGAUAAGGCUUGUCGAAGACCAAGUUUAACAAUCAUGCAUGGGAAAGCAAUUACCGUUCUUGAAAUGGAUCACCCUAUAGUUGAUUUUUUAACUCUUUGUGAAACCCCGUAUCCAAAUGAAUUUCAAGAACCCUAUGCUGUAGUUGUGCUUUUGGAAAAAGAUCUCAUUGUUGUUGACCUGACACAAAGCAAUUUUCCAAUCUUUGAAAAUCCAUAUCCUAUUGACAUUCAUGAGUCACCUGUUACCUGCACAGAGUAUUUUGCGGACUGUCCUCCAGAUUUGAUUCCUGUACUCUAUUCUGUAGGAGCAAAACAUAAAAAACAAGGAUAUAGCAAUAAGGAAUGGCCCAUCAGUGGUGGAGCAUGGAACCUUGGAGCUCAGACAUAUCCCGAAAUCAUUAUUACAGGCCAUGCAGAUGGAUCAGUAAAGUUUUGGGAUGCUUCUGCCAUUACUCUACAGAUGUUGUACAAAUUAAAAACAUCAAAAGUCUUUGAAAAACAGAAACCGGGAGAAGGAAAAGCAACAGCUGAGAUUGUGGAAGAAGAUCCUUUUGCUGUUCAGAUGAUGUACUGGUGUCCUGAAAGCCGAAUUUUCUGUGUGGCAGGAGUUUCUGCAUAUGUGGUUGUUUACAGGUUCAGCAAACAUGAAGUAAAUACUGAAAUUGCA